Molecule: messenger RNA, 5104 nt
Organism: Brachypodium distachyon (stiff brome)
Lineage: Eukaryota; Viridiplantae; Streptophyta; Magnoliopsida; Poales; Poaceae
Product: endoribonuclease Dicer homolog 3a
Exons: 15
Coding region: 206-3760 (1184 amino acids)
Biological process (GO): siRNA processing
Cellular component (GO): cytoplasm; nucleus
Molecular function (GO): protein binding; RNA binding; ribonuclease III activity
Source: RefSeq, a predicted model, not a curated record
GAUACGGAAAGAGAACGCGCCCGCAUGCCUGUCGUCACAAGGGUUCCGAGGCCUGUCAGUGCGCCAGGACGUGUCAGUGACCCCGCUACCAACCCCCAUGCCCCAGAAUCCCAGUCGAGCCGAGUCCUGGUAACCCACCCCAGGCUCGCUUGAAGCCCGAGCAGUAACUGCUGAUCGAUUUGGCCGGCGGCAGGUGAUUUGCCUCAUGGACGAGGCGGAGGCGGAAGCGGCGGGCGGAGGGGGAGGCAAGGCGGCUGCGGCUGCGACGGUGAUGGGCGCCGUCGAUUCUGCGCUGCCGGAGUCUGCCCCCGGCGUCUUCGAUGUUAAUAUGAAUCCCCUGAAGAGGUCCCUGGAGCCAUUUGUUGAAGAUGAUCAAGCAGACAGGCAGAAACGGCAGAAUACAGAAUGUCAGGACUUCACUCCGAGAAGGGUGGAUGCAGAACAAAAUAAUUUGGCAUCUGCCAUUUCGAGAAGCAAGAUGUCAAUGGUUGAGGCUGAUUUGAACAGAGAUUCCAGGGAUCUACUCCCGGAUCUGUCUUCUGUUAAAGACAGAAAUGGAUGCAAUGUAGGCACAUCAGGAGUAAAUGUUGAUUCUAGCAUCAGUUUUAUCUUUGAGUACUGUGACAAGCUUCCAAAGGACAAGUAUCACACCACAAGACCUUCAUUUGAGUUUACCCAUCACGAUGAUGGUUUUGUGUGUACAUUAACACUACCAUCUAGUGAUGUGCUACCGCCUUUGGUGGGUCCAAAAGCAAGAAGCAAGCAGAAAGCAAAACAACUUGUUUGUCUUGAUGCGCGUAAGCAGCUGGAUCUGCUAGGAGUGCCUGGUGACUCCCUUUGUCCAUCUGUUGAAGACCCACCGCUGGAAAUUGUGAACAAAGCAAGUGUUCUCACAUCUAAUGCUGGUGUUGGUACAACCAAACGGAAGGAGCUACAUGGUACAACCAGAGUCUGUGCCUUGUCUGGUACCUGGGCAUCCAAGAGAACUGUUAUUAAGCUUCAAGGCUACAAGUUGAAUUUUUCUUGUGAUCAAGUUGGUCAGAAAUACUCUGAUUUUGUUCUGUUAAUUGAUACAACUAUAGAAAAUGAAGCUGCUAAUUUGGAUAUUAAUCUAUACCUGCAUGACAAGAUGGUAAAAGCUUCAGUCUCUCCAUGUGGCCUUCUUGAGUUAGAUGUUCAACAGAUGGAAAAGGCAAAGCUAUUUCAAGCACUUAUCUUUAACGGUUUGUUUGGAAAGUUGUUCACUGGAUCAAAAUCAUCUAACUCUCCGAGGGAGUUUAUUCUCAACAAAGACGACUCACUGAUCUGGAAUAAUGCAAAUAUGUAUUUGCUUUUACCUAUGGAUCCUACUCUAGAGUCUCAUGACAGUUUUUGCAUUAACUGGAGAUUGAUCGAUGAAGCUGCUACAGCUGUUGGACUAAUGAGAAAGGUUCAUUCUGAUGACAAAAUGAACUUACUUGCAAUACUUGAUAUCGACCAAAAUGAUGGAGAUCUAAUUCAUCUUGCUAACACAUCAUGUGAGGCCCAUGUCCUUCGAAAUGUGGCAGUGCUGGCUGUUCACACGGGGAAGAUAUAUACUUCUCUUCAUGUUACUGAUUUAUCUUCUAAUAGCACAUUUGAUGGUGUAUCGGAUAAGAAAGAAACAGGGUUCAAGACAUUUAAAGAAUAUUUUGAAAAGAAGUAUGGCAUAGUUCUUCGUCAUCCUUCACAGCCAUUACUAGUGCUGAAACCCAGUCAUAAUCCUCACAACCUUCUUUCCUCAAAGAUCCGAGAUGAAGGUAAUGGUGAGAACAAAAAUAAUGGCACAACAGAUGUAAUUAAGGUGAACAACCGUGUUCACAUGCCCCCGGAGUUGCUAAUUCCCCUUAAUUUACCUGAGGACAUUCUGAGAGCAUUUUAUUUAUUCCCAUCUUUGAUGUAUCGUAUGGAGACACUAAUGCUAGCUAGUCAGCUAAGAAGUGAAGUUGCAUACGAUUCUAAUAUAUCGAGCUUUCUGAUUCUGGAAGCUAUUACAACACUGCGAUGCUCUGAGGACUUUUCUAUGGAGCGUCUAGAAUUAUUGGGGGAUUCUGUGCUGAAGUAUGCCGUGAGUUGUCAUCUUUUCCUGAAAUUUCCGAAUAAGCAUGAAGGGCAAUUAUCAUCCAGUAGGACUGAUAUAAUAUCUAAUGCGGCGCUUUAUAGGCUUGGAAUUGAACACAAAAUACAGGGUUACAUACGUGAUGCUGCAUUUGAUCCUCGUCGAUGGCUUGCACCGGGGCAGCUCACUAAUCGUCCUUUUCAUUGCAAAUGCCCAGUUGAUUCUGAGGUUGUAACUAAGGAUAUUCAUGUCAUUGAUGACAAACCUACUAUUAAAAUAGGCCAGGCAUGUGAUAAGGGACAUAGAUGGAUGUGUUCCAAAACAAUUUCUGAUUGUGUCGAAGCUAUUAUUGGUGCAUAUUAUGUAGGAGGUGGAUUAAGAGCAGCUGUGGCUUUUCUCAGAUGGUUGGGGGUUGAUGCUGAAAUUGAGGAAGAAUUGAUUAUGCAGACCAUCUUGAGUGCAUCUAUGCAGACAUAUCUUCCAAAAAUUGAUCUAACUGAAGCUCUUGGGGCUAAACUAGGCUAUGCAUUUUCGGUGAAAGGUCUUCUGUUAGAGGCUCUUACCCACCCAUCACAUCAGGAAUCAGAAGAAAGAUACUCCUACCAGCGUCUAGAGUUCCUUGGCGAUGCUGCCUUGGAUAUUCUCUUAACAUGGCAUCUUUUCAAUAGUCAUAAAGACACCGAUGAGGGGGAGUUGACAGAUUUAAGGUCUGCAUCAGUAAACAAUGAAAACUUUGCAAAAGUUGCAGUAAAGCACAAAUUCCACCACUUUCUCCAGCAUUCUUCAGAGAUUUUACUGGACCAAAUUACUGAAUACGCAAAUAGUCUGGAAAAUUCAUCCAUGGAUGAAAUUAACCUUUCAUCGGAUGCUCCAUUAAGGGGGCCUAAAGUUCUAGGUGAUAUUGUAGAAAGCAUUGCGGGUGCAAUUCUUAUAGAUACCAAACUUGAUUUGGAUGUAGUUUGGGGUGUUUUUAAACCUCUUCUUUCCCCUAUCGUCACACCUGAGAACCUGGAGUUGCCUCCAUUCAGAGAGCUUCUUGAAUGGUGCAACAGAAAUGGGUACUUUCUAGGAAUUAAGUGUACAGAUGGAGAAAAACUACAGGCUAUUCUGGAUGUACAACUCAAGGACAUGCUCGUUGUCAGGCGAGGUUUUGGCAAGAACAAAAAAGAUGCUAAAGCACACGCAGCUUCCAUGUUACUGAAGGACCUUGAGGAAAAAGGUCUUAUAAUAUCAAAGAAUGCCAUCAGAAUGGAACAAUUUGAGAAGCAAUGGGGUAGUGCAAAUCAUUGCCACAACAUGUUUGAUGCAGUGGAUACACAGGUUCUAACACCAGCCAGGGGAAAGGAACCACUUGAUAAACCAGUGCACUUGGCAGUGAAAACGAGUAAAGGAGGACCUCGCAUAGCACUGUAUGAGUUGUGUAAAAAGUUACAAUGGCCAGCGCCUAAGUUCGUUUCUGUGAAAACACAACCAAGCGCCGCCGGUGGUUCGUCGAUGAAAGCUACAACCCAAGAGUUCUCCUUCGCUUCAAACAUAACAUUGCAUGUGCCAAAUAGUGAUGUGAUCAGCCUCAGAGGAGACGGGUUCGCGGAUAAAAAGAGCUCACAGGACUCUGCUGCACUGCUCAUGCUCCACGAGCUUCAGCGGCAAGGUAGAUUGCAAGUCCAGGAGGUAGGUCCGUAGGUAUGAUCCAAGCAGCAACCACAGAUCGUCGCCCGUGAAAGCUAUGAUGUAGUAAUUAUUCUUCUUUUUUAUUUGGGGAUGCUAUCAAAUAUUAUUUCCCAUUCGUUGGGCAUGUUUAGAGAGAGACAUUGGCUGCUCCUAAAUAUGUCGCGUCUUCUGGAUAUAAAUAAAUGGGUGUGAGUGGGAGGAUGCAAAUAUCUACACUUUAUUUUGGCGAUUAUGAACCAAUUGAUAAGGGAGUUAAGGAGGGGCCACGCGGCACCUUGGCAACGCAAGUCCUUGGCCGGGUUGUUCAGUUCAAAGGACUUUGUGAUCCAUCUAUCAGACUGCAGUGUGUCACUUCAACACCUCAAUUUGAUACCUUGCAGUUACUUGGAUGCUGAUAAGGACUACAGCAGCUUUGUUGCAAUGGUCAGAGGGAUUUACCACAGCCCUUCAUGCCCUGGGGAUGUUUCAUCCUGGCUGUCUUUAAUCUCGAAAGGGGUUAAUUUCUGGCAGGCUGACUUGCUAUUGAACCAUAUUGUGAUGACCGAAGAGAAGCGGCUUUUGGAGCAUUAUAUCGCUAUACCACAGCUUCUUAGAGUUUGAGCAUGCUGAGAGGACCAAGUUCAACAGAAUGCUGAAGUCUAAGCCGAUGGUGAAGUAUGAAUCCUGGCAAUACGAUUACUUCAGCUUCAGACUUCUCAAUAAUACAAGUUCUGGAGAGACAUUUUAGGCAAACGAGUCAUCUAUGAGAAGAAUGUAAAGUUCUGCUACAAUUAAUCAGGAACUGUUGGGAGCACAGGGCUCAGUUUCUGCAUGGCUCUCCGGUUGCUGUGUUACUGCUUGAGUAUCCGGACCUACCGUCAGAUCUGCAGAAGGUACUUUUUGAUGCGGGGUAUUUCAAGACUUCGGCAAUGUGAUGGGUCUUGCAUUCGAUGAGAUGACAGCUGAUAGACAAUACACUAACUGGAUUUUUUUUUUCUCAUUUCUUUAUUUGAGAAAAAAAUGAUUAGGAUAUGAAUCGCUAGUUUUCCUGUGUAACCUUGCUGUCUGCAUCAGCUGGACUAGGCUACUUCUGUGGAGUCGAAUGUUGCCUUUUGAGCCUAGCUAUGCUGAAAGAACCAUAUUCAGAUUGAACGUGCGUAAAGGAGCCAGUUACAUCAGACAGAAUGUGCAUAUUGUUUUUCCUUGUAUAUGCAUCAAUUGGAUGCGCAGAAAGGUUGUUGGCCUUUUGAGUGUUUUUCCUGAUAAUAUGAGCUUUGAGCUUAGCCGGUUGUUAGUAAUAUAGUCUGGCACUGGCAUUGUAUGAUAAUAUUGAUUUUGGUCAGAGGCAAGCGUGAUGGCUGCACGCACUUGGAAUUA